CUUUAAAGCAAUUCCUAACUAGCUAGCUAUAUAUCAAAACCUAUAUAAAACUACUCCAUUCUCAUCCUCUUCAUCUCCAUCAGAAAAAUUAACCGUUUUAAGCUUCGAAAAAUGGCUAUGCCUUCAUCCUCUAAAAUCUUCCUCAUUGCCUUUUCCAUAUCUCUACUCUCGUUUUCAUCUUUAGCCCGAGAUUAUUCAAUAGUGGGCUAUUCGCCGGACGAUCUAACCUCCAUGGACAAACUCAUGGAGCUCUUUGAAUCCUGGAUGGACAAACAUGGAAAGAUUUACGAGACCAUCGAAGAGAAAUUGCGUAAAUUUGAUGUUUUCAAGGACAAUCUCAACCACAUUGAUGAAACCAACAAGAGGGUCAGCAAUUACUGGCUUGAAUUGAACGAAUUUGCUGACUUGACCCACGAAGAGUUCAAGAGUAUGUAUCUAGGUCUGAAGCAGGACUUGGCCGGACGGCAGAGGUGGUCUGCAGGCAAUGGAGAUUUCACUUACAGGGAUGUCGUGGAUUUGCCCAAGUCGGUUGAUUGGAGAAAGAAAGGAGCGGUAACUCGCGUGAAGAACCAGGGGUCGUGCGGAAGUUGCUGGGCGUUUUCGACAGUGGCGGCGGUGGAAGGCAUAAACCAGAUUGUCACUGGAAACUUGACGGAGUUGUCGGAACAAGAGCUGAUCGAUUGUGAUACCACGUACAACAAUGGGUGCAAUGGAGGUCUCAUGGAUUAUGCAUUUUCCUUCAUUGUUUCCCGUGGUGGGCUUCACAAGGAGGAAGACUACCCCUAUAUCAUGGAGCAAGGAACAUGUGAGAUGAGAAAGGAUGAAUCUGAGAUGUUCACUAUAAGUGGGUAUAGAGAUGUGCCUGCGAACAAUGAAGCGAGCUUGUUGAAGGCACUGGCAAAUCAACCUGUAAGUGUGGCCAUUGAGGCUUCCGGGAGAGACUUCCAAUUUUACAGUGGGGGUGUGUUUGAUGGGCAUUGUGGAAGUGAACUGGAUCACGGAGUUGCUGCCGUUGGGUAUGGUUCAACCAAGGGUUUGGACUACAUCAUUGUGAAGAAUUCUUGGGGACCCAAAUGGGGAGAGAAGGGUUACAUAAGGAUGAAGAGGAAUACAGGGAAACCUGAAGGUCUAUGUGGUAUCAACAGUAUGGCUUCUUAUCCUAUCAAAAAAAUGUGAACUGAAAUCACAUUCUUGUGAUUGUUACUACCGUUUUAAUGUUCUAAUUUUCGUUUGUACUUUGAAUCCAAGGAUUCUGCCAUAUAUUUCUACUCUUGUUUCUAAUUUCAUUAUAAAUGCAUUAUGAAAUU
Rubroshorea leprosula is the source of this 1307-nucleotide messenger RNA. The record is from the annotation of a GenBank genome assembly. NCBI's taxonomy places the organism in Eukaryota, Viridiplantae, Streptophyta, Magnoliopsida, Malvales, Dipterocarpaceae.